Molecule: messenger RNA, 663 nt
Organism: Leptomonas pyrrhocoris
Lineage: Eukaryota; Euglenozoa; Kinetoplastea; Trypanosomatida; Trypanosomatidae
Product: acetyltransferase
Exons: 1
Coding region: 154-663 (169 amino acids)
Source: RefSeq, a predicted model, not a curated record
GAAAGAGAAGGAGCUUCUGGGUGAUUUGCCCAAAAGAGAUGAAAACCGCUGAAAAACUCUCUUUUUUCUUUUAGCUUUUCAAACUUUUACUGCGGCAUUGAAGCCUAAAGUAAAUUUGCACAUGCUCGCUGCGCCAAUUGGUUCUCUAAAACCAUGAGUGGCACACUUGAUCUUUACGAGCUGCUGGAGGGCAUGCAGCCAGAGCUGGAUGAAGGAGCGUCGUACAUCUUCCUUACCGUUCCGCAUGACUUGGCGAAACGCAACACCGCGUCUAUUGGGGAGAUCGUGGCAAACCACGCAAUCGCCACUUUCAAUGAGGAGGAGGGUCUUACCGUUGUCGUAAAGUCCACUUUUCUUCAAGAGCACGUCCUGCUCGCUCAAGAAGGAGGGAAGCUGCUCGGCGAGGAUUUGAAAUCCUUCUGGAAGGCAUUUGCAGAGAAGGAGGAACUGCCGCUCAUGGGCCACAUCACGAUGCGCAUCCAUUCCAGCCUGUCCGCAGUUGGCUUCACCGCUGCGUUCAGUCGCGCGCUGACAGAAACUGGAAUCAGUUGCAACGUGUUCGCAGGUUACUACCACGAUCAUCUCUUUGUUCCCGCCGCUGCCCAGUCCAAAGCCAUGACUGUACUCACCGCCUUAACAAAAAAGUCCAACAAGGCUCAAUAG